Molecule: messenger RNA, 1245 nt
Organism: Zalophus californianus (California sea lion)
Lineage: Eukaryota; Metazoa; Chordata; Mammalia; Carnivora; Otariidae
Gene: TLE7
Product: TLE family member 7
Biological process (GO): negative regulation of canonical Wnt signaling pathway; regulation of DNA-templated transcription
Cellular component (GO): nucleus; transcription regulator complex
Molecular function (GO): protein binding; transcription corepressor activity
Source: RefSeq, a predicted model, not a curated record
AUGAGUAGAGAGAAGGAAGAGGCUUCGUUUAGUAUACUCAGUAUUUAUGAUGAACCAGAGGAGGGGAGGAACGUGCCAGAAAGCUCUGGCAUUUCCUCCCAGCAUGAGCAUCAAGCACAGUCCCAACCGGAGGGGGUGUAUGGGAUGCCCCAGCAGCCCCCCGGUUCCCUGACACAGCAUGGCCUGGUUUAUCAGGAGAUGAGCACUAGGACCCUGCAGCAGUGGGUCCUCCAGAGUCUAGGCAGAUCUGAGCUCCAGCUUCCUGCCAGGACCCGAGUUUGUGAAGAAGUCUGGUCGUUUCUCAGGGCAAUGCCUCCCAUUCCGGAUGAAGCCGUGGUCAGGCAGAGGGUCCCCUGGAGGUGCUGGAAGGUUGGCAGGCUCCGCCAUGGAAAUAAAGUCUACGCCGUUGCCAUCAGCGGCUCGACUCACCACGUGUACACGUGUGGCCACGGCUACAUUAAGGUCUGGGAUGAGAGCGCUCUACAUGCCUGCAACAAGGCCCCACAGGCCCAGCUGGACUUGCAGGACCAUCAGAACUGCGUCCUUGCCUGCAAGCUGUUCCCUGACGGGCGGCGCCUCAUCACUGGGGGUCUGUCCCGGAACCUGACGCUGUGGGAUCUGGCACCCACACCCCGUGUCAGGGCACAGCUGGCCUCCACGGGCCCCAUAUGCUAUUCCCUGGCGCUCUCCUCCAAUGCCCAGAUCUGCUUGGCUUGUUUCAAAGGAUUUGUUGAGAUUUGGGAUUUGCAGAACCAAAUCUUGAUCAGGAAGCAUGAGGUCCCCGAAUAUGGGUCCCGCUGUGUGGACAUCGCAGGCAGUAAGUUCUGGACAGGAGGAGAAGACACCAGACUAUAUUCCUGGGACCUGAGGUGCUACCAGAGGUUGUAGCAGCACGAAUUAUGGCAAGAGAUCCUCAGCAUUACCCAUGACCCCAGUGAGGAGUGGGUGCUAGUAGGCCUGAGGACAAGCGAUAUCAUCAUUCUCCACACGCACCAGAGAGAGAAGGUUAAGGCAGUCCUUCGUAAAUAUGUCAACCGCCACAACCUCCAGUCUGCCUCCUGUGGUGAGGAGCUAUUUUUGACCGCACUGGACGAGGCGAUCCACUGCAUAGCCGCACCUUCUCUACAAACGUUGUUUCAGGUAGAGGAGCCUACGGCCAUCCUGUGUUGUGAUGUGUCUUCUGACAACCAGUAUCUGGUCACGGGUUCCAAGAACAGUGCCACGGUUUACCAGCUCUUGUACUGA